This is a messenger RNA of Penicillium waksmanii, 2058 nucleotides long. RefSeq lists its product as uncharacterized. The coding region runs from base 1 to 2058 and encodes 685 amino acids. Lineage: Eukaryota; Fungi; Ascomycota; Eurotiomycetes; Eurotiales; Aspergillaceae. The record is from RefSeq and is a predicted model, not a curated record. The transcript has a single exon. Gene Ontology annotation, cellular component: meiotic nuclear membrane microtubule tethering complex; nuclear envelope. Gene Ontology annotation, molecular function: protein-membrane adaptor activity. Gene Ontology annotation, biological process: nuclear envelope organization.
AUGUCUAAACGCGCUACGGCGGGCCGGGGUGCCGGGUCUCCUCAACGGCCGUUCGAAACACUGCUUGACUUUUCCAAUGGUCCUGUUUUACCGCCAGUGGCUGUUGGAACAUCACACAAUUAUGGCGCCACAGGGCCGACGGCAUUGCCAAAAGAAGCAGCACAUGAUCCAAUUCAGGAUGUCAUGGGCAUGGUUAAAAGGAUCAACACUGGCCUUGACGACAGCGAGCAGCGAAUAUCCCUCUCAAGAACUGGCUCUGUGGUGCCUUCCAGAAGCGGUUCGAUUCAUACCAGUCGGCGAACUAAGCGAGAACCUACGCCGGACGAUCAACUUUUCCGUGCGCUACGAGAAGCAACCGAGUCGCCUACCAGAGAAGUGCAUUCUGAUAGGACACCGACUCCGCCUAUCCCACGAGCAGUAUCUACGGAUUCAAGCCCCGAUAUACCACCGCCUAGACGCAAGAACAGCUUGAUAUCAGAGAUUACGAACUCCCCGAUGUAUCCGAAGCCGCUGCGACAGUUGUCAAACUUCUUUUCCCGUGAGGAGCCUGAUGACGGUACUCCGCAUCGUCACAGCUCGGUCGACAAUGCCUCUGAAGUAUCAUUUGAGCUGGAGCGCACAAUCCAUGAUGGCGAGCUGCAACGUACGCGACCAAGUGACCAUGGGUCGAAUCUUUCCAAGGCCCCUCGACGACCCUCUGGUGUGCAGCUUCAACCGACGAUUGAGGAAGAGGAUGAACCGAGUUCCGUGCUGGCUGAUCAGUCCGACUUUGUCAACCCUGCCGAUCAGACAUGGACCGCCGAAGCAAGGACUGUUUUUCCAUCUCGUUUCCAAUCACUUCCUCGCUCGGAGUCACGUUCGGAUGAACCUGUUCUGCAAGAACCCCAGCAAUGGGAUUCAUCCUCAAGUUCCGAGAGCCGCAUAAGAGACUACAUGCGCGAUAUUUCUGGGGCUGCACUGAAAGGCGUCGACUGGAUUGCCAUCAAUUGGUUCAAAACCGCAGGCAUUCUGCUGUUUUCUAUGCUUCUUGUCGGCGCCUACCAGACAAAUAUUUGUGACGGCCUUGGCCUAUUUGCCCCCUCUGGUGAAUAUUCGAACUUCCCUUCAAAUGGAACAGACCCAGCUGUCCGCGAGAUCCGAAGUCGAUUGUCAGACAUGAGUAGCCAAAUAUCGUCAUUAUCGAAGGAGCUGAAGUCUUCUCGAUCAGAGCAAAAGGGCCUGACGACAGGGCAUCCCACCAAUAUGCCAUAUAACGCUCAAUUACGUUCUAUGGACCUCCAGAUCAACUUUCUUUCCCCGUCAAACGGAGCCAUGGUCGAUCCUCACGCGACUUCACCUUCGGCUAGCGAAAGCACUGUCAAGCCAGUCUCCCGCUUAAGGAAGUUCCUAAGGGGCCUUAACAUAUUUUCUUCAGGCGAUACAAUGAAAGCAGUUCACGAGCAGCUAGCUGCACUGUUACCCUGGGAGGAGGCUGGUGAUUGCUGGUGCAGCGUGAAGGAAGCCCAGCUCGCGGUUUUUCUUGGUCGUGCUAUCGUGCCGGAAGAACUGGUCAUCGAGCAUAUCCCAAUGACAGCAACUUUAGAUCCCACAUCAGCACCAAAAAUCGUCGAGAUGUGGGCACAGUUUGUUGUCGUUGACUCAGGUGCAAAUGAUGGAGAAGAAUACGAGUCUGACUUUGACUGGAAGUCCCCUUACGGCGGUGGAAAGAACCAACGUCAAUCCAAAAAGCCCCGACCAGCAAAAAAGCAAGGACUUGGGAAUUUUAACCUGCCCGGGGCAAACUCGCUUUCUGAGGUCCUCAUGAGUGCCUUGAAGAGAUCGAACCCGCAUUCUGACCCGGAGGACUAUUCAGACGAUCCUCUCCUCGGACCGAACUUCUACCGAAUCGGGCGAUUUUUCUACGAUAUCAAGGAACUCAACUAUAGACAGGCCUUCGCCCUAUCACCGAUCAUCGAUAUUCCUACAAUCCGUGUGGACAAGGUCGUCUUGCGCGUUAAGGAAAACUGGGGCUCGAAUCAAACCUGCCUUUAUCGAUUCAAGCUCCACGGGCAUGCCUGA